Molecule: messenger RNA, 4286 nt
Organism: Glycine soja
Lineage: Eukaryota; Viridiplantae; Streptophyta; Magnoliopsida; Fabales; Fabaceae
Product: plectin-like
Exons: 9
Coding region: 151-4041 (1296 amino acids)
Source: RefSeq, a predicted model, not a curated record
CUUCUUUGUCGGCUAUAUAUCUGCAUCUCGCUCUGUUCCUACCUAAAACACUCGUUUCGUUUUCUCGUUUUUAUUUUCUCAUUUUCUUCAAUUUUCUGAUCUUCGCACUUUCGAUCCACGCCUGAUCCGACUCUGCAUCUCCGGAAGACAAUGACGGAGGAGCAGGUGGUGAAUGUGCGCGGCGAAGAAAGCGAUUCCGGCAACGAUCACGGCAGCGUCAAAGCCAAUGGAGUUGCUCACGGUGUCGGUGGCGAUUCGGAUCUCGCCGCCGACAACAACGGUGCCGCGUCGUCGGGGAAAAAUUGUAACGAUGCAGUGUCUAACGGUACGGCAGAGGAAGGCACCGAAACGGCGACAGUUGACGUCGUUUCGCGGGAGGAUGAAUUAAAAAGUGCGGAUAGUCAAAACGGCAUGGGAUCCGUUCAAAACGGCGUCGUGGAUAAUGAUGAUAAGAGUGCUAAUGCUGUUGCAGAGGAGUUGGUUACGGAUCACGAGGAGUACGUUGUUGUCGGUGAUUCGGAUGUUCAGAACGGUGAUGAUGUGACUGCUAACGGAGUUGAGGAGUGUGAAAUGCUGGACGGUGCGGAGGCUUCAGGAGACGAAAACGGUGUCGUUGUGGAGGGAGAAGAAGAUGUGUGUCAAAGUGAUCGCGAGUUCGAAUGUGUUGAUGUUCACGAUGAUGUAACUGCUACUACUGAUGAGAACGGUGGAAAUGGAAAUGACGUUCAGGGAAGAAGUGAGUCUGUCUCUGAUAAAGAUGUCAAUAAAAGAGGGGAAAGUGAGAAUGUUGUUAGUGCAGAUGUUUCAGAUGAGAAGGACAUUGUAACGGAUGGUGAUCAUGAUGUGGAAGAAGUCGUUGAGAAGAAUGAGGUUCCUGUUGUUGUUGAUGGUGGCUCAGCUUCUACAGAUGUGAAGGAGUGUGAACCUGAAGAUGCUCAAAACAGUUUAGAGAAGGGGCAGGUUGAGUCUGUCUCUGGUUUGGCGGAGCCAGUGCUGGAGCCAAGUGAAUGCACUGAGGAGAAUGAGAUUGCUGUUGAAGGUGAACCAGGAAGUAAGCUGGAGAGGUCUGAGGAGGAAGCAGGAAGUGAAAUAGUUCCUGAAGGAGAAAUUUUAACAGCCUUAAGCUGCACAGAUGUGUCUGACAUUGCAGUGGAGAGUGAUGGUGAACCUUCUGUUGAUGUUUGUGUGAUGAAAAGCAAUGCAGUUGAAAGUGAUGUUGAUGUGCAUGAGUUGAAAAAUAGUGCAGUAGAUAGUGAAUCUGAACCUUCAAAUGGUGCAGUUCAGAGUGAAAUUGUGUCUGAGAUGAAAAACAAUACAGAGGAGAGGGAAGCUGAACCUUCAAAUGGUGCAGUUGAUUGUGAAGCUGAACUUCCAAAUGGUGCAGUGGAAAGUGAAGCUGAACCUUCAACUAGUGCUGUCGAGAGUGAAGCUGAGCCUUCAAAUGGUGUAGUUGAGAGGGAAACUAAACCUUCAAGUGGUGCAGUUGAGAGGGAAACUGAACCUUCAAAUGGUGCAGUGGAGAGUGUAGCUGAGCCUUCAAAUGGUGCAAUUGAUAGUGAAGCUGAACCUUCAAACGGUACUGUGGAGAGGGAAGCUGCACCUUCAAAUGGUGCAGUUGAGAGGGAAGCUGCACCUUCAAAUGGUGUAGUUGAGAGGGAAGCUGUACCUUCGAAUGGUGCAGUGGAGAGUGAAGUUGAACCUUCAAAUGGUGCAGUGGAUAGUGAAGCUGAAUCUUCUAAUGUUGCAGUGGAGAGUGAAGCUGAAUCUUCCAAUGUUGCAGUGGAGAGUGAAGCUGAAUCUUCCAAUGGUGCAGUUGAGAGUGUGGCUGAGCCUUCAAAUGAUGCAGUGGAGAGUGGAGCUGAACCUUCACAAGGUGCAGUGGAGAGUGAAGCUGAACCUUCAAAUGGUGCAGUGGAGAGUGAAGCUGAUCCUUCAAAUGGUGUAGCUGAGAGUGAAAAUGAACCUUCUGUGGAUGUGUGUGAGACAAAAAACGAUGCAGUGAAUAGUGAAGCUGAAACUUCAAGCGGUGGACUGCAGAGUGAAAAAGAGGCUUCUGUUGUGUCUGAGAUGAAAAACAAUGCAGUGGAGAGUGAAGCUGAACACUCAAAGGGUGCAGUGGAGUGUGAAGCUCAACCUUUUGUUGAUGUGUCUCAGAAGAAAACUGACACAAUUGAGGGUGAAGCUGAACUUUCAGUGAAAGGUGGGCUUUCUGUUGAAGGUGAAGGUAGCAAUCAAGGAGAUGAAGAUUCAAGACCUGCAUCGGAUGCUUUGGAUGGACAGAAUGUGGGUGCAGAGGUAGUGGAAAAGCCAUUCUACUAUUUGAUCAGGGUUCCCAGAUAUGAUGAUGAUGGAAACAUGAAAGAGAAGAUAAGAAAUGCUCUUCACCAAGUAGAGGAGAAGUCUAAAAUUCGAGAUGCUAUUCGAGCUGAAAGCCAGACUAUAAAGGCCAGUUGUAAGGAUUUCGACCAAGAGUUUAGGGCUGCAAUUGCAGCUCAUAGAGCUGCUCGGGACUUGCUCAAGUCCAAACGCCAGGAAAUGGAUUCAGUUCAAUCCACAAUGAACAGAUUAAACAAUGCAAUUUCUGUUGGGGAUAUAGAUGGCAAGAUAAGAAGCAUGGAACACAUGAUCGAGCAUGAAACUUUACCUCUAAAUAAAGAAAAGCAAUUGAUACGCGAGAUCAAACAAUUGAAGCAGAAUCGUGAGGAGUUGUCUUCUAAUAUGAAAAGGCAAGAUCAAUCACAACAAUCUCUAGAGAACAAGGAUGACAAUAUUGAAGAGCACUUUAAGCAUUUACAGCUUUUGAAGAAGGAAAUGGAAGUGCUUAGAAAUAAUGUUCUGAAGUCAGAUGCAGAAACGAAAGCCGCAAAGAAGAAAUAUAAUGAUGAAUGUGAUAAGCUGAAUGAGUUGCUCGCUCGAUUUAGGGCUGCUGAUGACACUCGUCAAGAGGCAUAUGCUAAGUUACUGGCUUUGAAAAAACAAUUGCAUGAGAAGAGCAAAAAUUUCUGGGAAUACAGAGAUGCUGCAACUAAAGCACAGGAACUAGCAGCAGGAGGGAAAAAAGAGGAGCUGCAAUGCUUCUGUGUUGAUGAGGUUGAGAGAAUCAUGGAGCUAUGGAACAAAAAUGAUGAGUUCAGAAGGGACUAUGUCCGAUGCAACACUAGGAGUACGCUGAGGCGACUGCAAACCCUGGAUGGCCGAUCACUUGGUCCUGAUGAAGAGCCUCUUGUAAUGCCUAAUGCAAUAACUGAAAGGGCUUCCAAAAAUAUUCCCAUGGUCUCGAACACAACUAUGGAACAAGAAAAGAAAUCUCCAAGAGAAUCUGUUAAUGUAAAGGAUGAACCUGAUUCGAAGGUUGUGGCACAAAGAACUGAAACAAGUCAGACAACUAAAGCUAAAAAGCCUACCAAGCCUGCUCCCUUAGAGAAGCAUGUGGCUCGUUGGGGUGAUGAGUCUGAUGAAGAUGAAGAUAAAGAUAAAAAUGAAGAAGAACCUGUGAGAACAAAGGAGGAAGAGGAGCUGAUACUGAAGGCUGAGAAGGCAAGGAAGGAGGAAGAGGAGGCAAAGUUGAAGGAAAAGCGGAGGCUAGAGGAGAUUGAAAAAGCUAAGGAGGCACUGCAGAGAAAAAAGCGUAAUGCAGAGAAGGCCCAACAAAGGGCUGCCUUAAAGGCACAAAAAGAAGCUGAACUGAAAGAGAAGGAAAGGGAGAAGAGAGCAAAGAAGAAGGAAAGAAGAAAGACAUCUUCUGCUGUCACUGCUGAGAAUACAGAACAAGAAUCUGCUCAUACCACAGAAACUCUAACAAGUGUGGAAGAAAGUGACCUGACUGAGAAACCAGCUGAGGUAACAAAAAAGCCACAGAAACCAUCUCAAUUCACAAGGCAGACCAAGGUAAAAUCUGUACCUGCAGCUCUUCGCAACCGGGCUAAGAGAAGAAUUCAACCAUGGAUGUGGGUUCUAAUUGCAGUUGUGGUUGUUGUUGCCUUGUUUUAUGUGGGCAAUAGCAGCUCUUUGAGAUCUUCGCUUGAAGGCUUUGGUUACUGAGGACACUCGGAAGCAAUCACAAGGCGUUUGUCGGGGAAGAGUUACCGUUACAUAUUUAUAUUUUACACAAAUACAUAUAGACGCAAUUCUUUCUUGCCCUUGCAAUUUUUUCCUGCUAGCUUUUGGUCAUAGCCAUUAUUUUCUUCAUAUUGAGAUUUGUUAGUUUGGGAUGUGAUGUGACUGCUGAAUGCUUCUGCACCAAUUAUGAGAAUAAUAAAUUAUUGUGAUUGUGCCUUCUUUAUAUA